Messenger RNA from Vicugna pacos (alpaca), 5593 nucleotides. RefSeq names its product neuropilin and tolloid like 2 (gene NETO2). Gene Ontology annotation, molecular function: ionotropic glutamate receptor binding. The record is from RefSeq and is a predicted model, not a curated record. Lineage: Eukaryota; Metazoa; Chordata; Mammalia; Artiodactyla; Camelidae. Gene Ontology annotation, cellular component: postsynaptic density.
GCGGCUUGGGCAUGGAGGGCCGCAGGACCUGAGCCCUGCCCCGCGGGGAGCAGCCCAGUAGCCGGCGAUGGGGGCCGAGCGGGGCUGCCGCCUCGCCGGGCCGUGAGUGCCGCGCCUCCGCUGCCGCCUCUUCGCCGCCGCCUUGGCCCCUCUUGAAGCGCCGAGCCGCUCGGGAACAUGGCCCUGGAGCAGCUCUACUCGGUCCUCAAAGUGUUGUUAAUAACAAUACUUGUAGUGGAAGGGAUUGCUGUGGCCCAAAAGACCCCAGAUGGACAAAAUAUUGGAAUCAAGCACAUUCCUGCAACCCAGUGUGGCAUUUGGGUUCGAACCAGCAAUGGAGGUCAUUUCGCUUCACCAAAUUAUCCUGACUCAUAUCCACCAAACAAGGAAUGUAUCUACAUUUUGGAAGCUGCUCCACGUCAAAGAAUAGAGUUGACCUUUGAUGAACAUUAUUAUAUAGAACCAUCAUUUGAAUGUCGGUUUGAUCACUUGGAAGUUCGAGAUGGGCCAUUUGGUUUCUCUCCACUUAUAGAUCGUUACUGUGGUGUGAAAAGUCCCCCAUUGAUUAGAUCAACAGGUAGAUUCAUGUGGAUUAAGUUUAGUUCUGAUGAAGAACUCGAAGGACUGGGAUUUCGAGCAAAAUAUUCAUUUAUUCCAGAUCCAGAUUUUACUUACCUAGGAGAUUGCCAGUUCGAGCUGUCAGGAGCUGAUGGAAUAGUGCGUUCUAGUCAGGUAGAACAAGAAGAAAAAACGAAACCUGGUCAAGCAGUUGACUGCAUAUGGACGAUUAAAGCUACCCCAAAAGCUAAGAUUUAUUUGAGGUUCCUAGAUUAUCAGAUGGAGCACUCAAAUGAAUGCAAGAGAAACUUUGUUGCAGUCUAUGAUGGAAGCAGUUCUAUUGAAAAUCUGAAGGCCAAGUUCUGCAGCACUGUGGCCAACGAUGUAAUGCUUAAAACAGGAGUUGGGGUGAUACGGAUGUGGGCAGAUGAAGGUAGUCGGCUUAGCAGGUUCAGAAUGCUCUUUACUUCCUUUGUGGAGCCUCCCUGUACAGGCAGCACUUUCUUUUGCCAUAGCAACAUGUGCAUCAAUAACUCUUUAGUCUGUAAUGGCGUUCAGAACUGUGCGUACCCUUGGGAUGAAAAUCACUGCAAAGAAAAGAAAAAAGCAGGACUAUUUGAGCAAAUCACUAAAACUCACGGAACAAUUAUUGGCAUUACGUCAGGAAUUGUCUUGGUCCUUCUCAUUAUUUCUAUUUUAGUGCAAGUGAAGCAGCCUCGAAAAAAGGUCAUGGGUUGCAAAACUGCUUUUAAUAAAACUGGAUUCCAAGAAGUGUUUGAUCCUCCUCAUUAUGAACUGUUUUCACUGAGAGACAAAGAGAUCUCUGCAGACCUGGCCGACCUGUCGGAGGAGCUGGACAACUACCAGAAGACGCGGCGCUCCUCCACUGCCUCCCGGUGCAUCCACGACCACCACUGCGGGUCGCAGGCCCCCAGCGUCAAACAGAGCAGGACCAACCUCAGUUCCAUGGAACUUCCCUUCCGAAAUGAUUUUGCACAACCACAGCCAAUGAAAACAUUUAAUAGCACCUUCAAAAAGAGUAGCUACACUUUCAAACAGGCGCACGAGUGCCCUGAACAGGCCCUAGAAGACAGAGUAAUGGAGGAGAUCCCCUGUGAGAUUUAUGUCAGGGGGCGAGAAGACUCUGCACAAGCAUCCAUAUCCAUCGAUUUCUAAUCUUCUACUGAAGGUGACCCUGAUUAUUAAGUGUGUACGGGCGCAGCCCUCAGAGCACCAUGCUGCUCUCAGCAGCCAGCCCUCUUCUCCUGUCAAAACUGGAAAGACCUUCAUUUCCCAUUAACCUAUUGUAAUGGUGAAGUUUUUAUUAUCUCAGGCAGUCUAUAUAUGUUAACCCAACCGAGGAACUUAACUCCAUUCAGUUAAAAAAAAAAAAAAGCAUCUAUUGUUCAGUGUCACACACACAAAGGCCCAGUCGCACAGCAUGAGGAGGAGGCGCAGCGGCGCCGCCCAGGCUCUAGCUGCCCGCGGGCCUCAGCAAAGGAAGGCGCUCCUGGCGGACACAGCUCUGUCAGUGUUUUGGUCCCAUGAUAAGUUUAAAAGCAAGAUUUUUCUUCGCAUUCCUUUUAUUUUCUUCCCUCUAAAUUUAAAUUGUUUUAGAAACCAGUAAGUUUACCAUUGCAGUUUCUUACAUAAGUAUUAAACAGUUAACGUAUCACACAUAUUUCGAUAUAGGCAUUGUUCUGGGAUUUGUCAAAAUGUUACUAGUUACUGUGGUAAGUGCCAGGUAAGACCCAGAGUUGUGUUUCAUCCACCUGUUUCUUCUUGACUAGUUUCUAUACUGCUGUCUUUUAAUUACUGGAUCCUUUGUCCUUAUUUUCUGUGAUAUGAUUUAGCACCUUUAAGUAAUAUUUUGUCUUAGUAUAUUAUACUAGAAAGUUUCAUAAUCCUGGGAUGUAGGCCCCAUUGCCAGUUAUGACUAAAAUUUGAAAAAGAUUAAAACUUUUAGAAAUUCUUUGAAAUUUCCCAAAUUUCAUCACAUUCAGCAGUAGCCCAUUUCAUUCCUGUGAGCAAAAAGUCAUUUAACUCAUUUGGGAGGAAGCCUAUAAUCACAUUUUCUUUCCAGUGUUUCUCAUCAUUAGAUCUGUGUUUCCUAUUAUUUUUAUAAAAAGAUCCUUUCACUCCCUUUGUAUUGGUUUAUCUCAUGGUGUAUGGUAAGCAAGGUUAUAUGGGAGCUAAAGGAAAAUGCCUAAGAAACUGUAUAAGCCUUUAGAUUGCUUCUUACUUGGGACAAUACAUUUUUCUAAUUCUUAUGAGGAAUAACAAUUUUCACUUUUUUUUAAACUGCACUUUUGACCUUAUGUUUUUUUUAUGGUAUAUAAACAAUAAUUUAUAAACAUGAUAUAAAAACUCAUUGUUUUUUUAGACUUUUGAUAUUAUUUGAUACUGUACAAAACUUUAUUAAAUCAAGAUUAAAGACCUACACGGCAGAUUCCUCAGUGUUCACGUUAGCAGCUUUGUAUACAAAUAUGCUGUGAUGGAACUGUGUGCUCUAAUUUAUUGUGAAGACCUUGGUAAUGUGUACAUAAGCUUCUGUUUCCUUUUGUUAUUGCACUUAGUUUAUGAUAAGUUUUUCUCUGUGAUAUUUAUUGUUCUAAAUCACUACACAAAUCUGAUAUUAAAAUACACACUGUUACAUGAUUCUUCAAUCAUGUUAUUUAUGGCACUGAGAUUUUGGAUCUUUAGAUAUAUAUGGAAGGGAAUCUAUCAAUUUACAACAAAUACAAACAUGCCAUUUAAAAGAGAUAAAUUCUCGUUUUCUAUAUUUUUUGUAGUUCCCAAUGAAAUGUGAAAUAGAAGUUUCACUGAAUUUUGUUAAUUCUUUUAAAUAUCACAUCUAUAUGUUUCUCAGAUUAAUGAAAACUGUGACCUUAAGUAUACUACUUCUUCAGAAAUGUUUCUUAUAUCACACUUCUUUUAAAGUAUAUAAUAUCCAGGAGAUAGGAAAACCUACACAUAAUAUAGUCAUGAUUUAAGUUUUUUUUACAGCAUAAUUUCCUGUUUCAAAAACACAACUUGGGAAGGUAAAAAGACUUAAUGAAUGUAGUAUUCAAUGAACUAAUGAACCAGAGCCAGAUUAGACAGCUAAAUUCUUUCAAUAGCUGUUAUUUAAAUAGGCAUUUUAGUAGGUAACGUGCCAGCCAGCGUUUGAACAUAGUAAAUCCUUAAUGUAGUAAUAAUUGUGAUCUCAUUCUUCAUGAUAAUGAAAGGAAAAUUACCAUAUCUUCUAUGUAAAAUCAUAUCUGUUAUAAAGACAACUGUUAAAUCCAUCUCUAACAUCUAGAUUAUAGUAGAAAAUAAUACAAUAUGCUUAACUGGCCACUUGUUUUUAUUUUUAUUUUUGAAAUUUGUAUCCUACUUUCUUUUAAAAGGGCGUGAAGAGGCCUACAAAAUGUAAAGCCUUUAAAGAAGACAUUUAACAUUAAAACAGCACAGAAGUACAUGGUUUCAGGCAACUGAGCAAGUUGGACAACAAAUUUGGUUCUAAAUUUUCUUGCUGCUAAAACAAAUGGUUUUGUAUUUCAAAACAGAAAAUUCAAAAACUUGUCACAAGAGGCUGGUUUUUUCUUAAACUAAAGAGAGGAUUACAUUGGACAUCUCCGUGAAUGUAAAGAAAAUGCAAAAUACAAAGGAAGGUCAUAAUAAUAAAUCUUAACCCAAUGAAGGUACAUCUUAGUGUGAUGUUAGAACACUGGUUUCUGAUCAGUUUAUCUGCCGGGGUAGAGCUAAAGAUCCAGGUGAUCGACAGCUAAGCCAGCCUGGGACUGCCGCAUAGGAUAUGCCUUCGCUGAACCCUUGAUGGGUGUCAGAUCUCCUUUAUCUCUUAAUUGAACGUUUGGCAGUGUGCUAUAGGAGAAGAGAAUGAAACAACAAACUUCAGGCAUUGUUACCAGCAUAAUGCUAAUUGUAUAUAUUCUCUCAUCUUUGAGGUCAGUGUGAAAACUUUGCAAAUUGUUUACUAAUGUGAAAGCCAUAAAUUUAGUAAUUUAAGAUAAAAUUUAGCCAUCUUGUGGAAAUUAUUUCACCCUUCACAGAGAGUAUAGUACCCAGUGUUAAACACAGAGCGAAAAAAGGUAGAUCUAGAGGAAGAUCUUCAAUUCAGGAGCAGCAUUAAGUCCACCUGUGCAGGACUGUCAUCAUCACUGUCCCUCUGUGACAUCCCUGAUGCCAAAAUUAACACAAGAUGUCAACCCCCAGGUGCCGUCACAUGGCAGGAAACCUCUAAUCCCAACAUCAAAAGCACUAUUAUGAGUGAAGUGCUAUGUACCUUUUGUGAAGGGAAACACUCACUCCAAAGGUUUAACAAAAAGCAAAGGAUUUUCCCACAUUUCAAACCACAAAGAGAUCAAAAACAUUCCUUUGACUUAACAGCUUUUGUCAGUGUCUUUGUCAUGUUUCAGAUGAUGAUUAGGCAUUAAAAGAACCUCCUAAAUGUCUUCUGAACGUCUUUAUAGCUCUGCUGUUGUCUGAUGAGGAUACCUCCUUGUUUCAGGAGCGCCUCAGCUGAUGAGGCAGGACAGGAAAAGCCUAGUUGUGAUUACAGGAGUAGUUUCCAGCCAGAGAAGAGUAUGCUCUCUUGCGAAAUGGAGUCUGCUAUGUUGUUCAUAAUAAGAAGGAACCUUGGGAUUUGGGGGGGGGGGGGUUAAGAUUCAAGAAAGAUGAUCUGGUCCAGUUUUAUUAAUGACAAGACUGAAGCCCAGAGAGGAGAAGUGAGCGCCCACGUCUCAGAGCUAGUCCAGCGCCCCUUCCUUGCUUCCUGCUGUCUCCCGCUUUAGCCAGCUACGUGUUUGGAAAGCUGUCUUCUAAACAGCAACCCAGAUGUUUCACGAAAGCUUAUUAAUCACUCUCAUUUAAAAUGUAAUUUAUUCUAUAAUAAUUCUUUUUCAAAGCAUUAUAUUUUACUUUGUUAUUCUACAAUUUUGUUGCCAUAAUUUCUUGGCACCUGCAAACUCUGUGAGACAAUUACUGUGAAUUCUUAAUAAACCAUGUUUGUUAACAAUUUGUAGCCUUGACACUA